GUUGCACUGUUUCAUUUAAUUAAAAAAAAAAAUAAAGGAGAAAGAGAAGUCUUCGUUCACGGUAGAAUCGAAAAACAGAGAGAAGAGAGUGAACUCCGACGAUUUUGGUUGUUGAACUCUGGCGAGAAGAACCCUGCGAUUUGAAUAGGGUGUAGCUCUUUGAGAAGUAGAAGAAGAGGACCCAGAAGAAGUAGACCGAGAAGAAGGAGACCGAGAAGAAUCUGAGCGAGAAGAAGAAGAAGAAGAGAUUAAGAAGGUUCGCGUGAAAGAAGAAAAACGGCGACUUCUCUUUCACUGGGUUAUCGAUUAGAUUAAGAAGGAUGGAUCCGGAAGAACAACAAAAUGUUUCUCCAAGGAGUAUGGAUUUACCGAGGAGGUUAUUUGCUCUUGACCAUUACCCUGUCGAAACCACGAUCAAUGCAUAUUCUAGACCAGAGUAUCCGGCUACAAUAACAAAAGUGCUGAAGGGAACAAAAGAAAUGAAAAACUUGUUAAAGUCUCCAUUUGGGGAGCUAUUUCGUAUCCCUGCGAACAAAGCUUCAUUUUCUGGGAAGAUUAUUCAUGGAUUAGUUUGCCAUCAGUUGGUGGCCAAAAAACGGCAUGAGAUGUUGAUUGUUUUUGGUGGUCAUCCAAUAAAAUUUGGAUUACAAGAAUUUGCUAUGUUGACAGGUCUGGAAUGUGGUAAAUAUCCAAAAAAGAGAGAUGUGAAAGCAGUGGUUCAAAAGGAAAAAGGAUGUAAGACUGUUUGGGAGACACUAUUCGGGAAAAAAAAGGAACCAACAAUCUCCGAGUUGGUUCAGAAGUUGGAGACCGAAGAGAUGGAAAUAUGGAAGAAAGUUGCUUUAUCGCUGAUAAUAAUAGUCGACGGUGUUCUCACUUGCUUUACUCAGCCCGUCAAAACUUCUUCCAAAACAGUGGAGAUGACCAAGAAUAUUGAUUUUUUCAUCAAAUACCCAUGGGUAAGGAUGUCAUUUGAACGUACGUUCCUGUAGAUGUUGACAAUAUAGUGAAAAGUUGCAAGCGACGGUCAUUAGCUGUUCAUGGAAUUCCUCUUGCACUCCAACUGCUGGCAUUUCAGACUGUCCCAUCACUUGCAAAAUUAAUACCGGCUGAUGAAGACGAUCAUACGUUUACUCAAAGAUCGAUCCAUAAUCUGGCUAAACUGCAAGCAAGCAUCUUCGCAUGUAAGGCCGCUAAAGAGGUGGUUAUUAGCCGGCUGGUUGAUACAAAGGAGCACUGUUCUCGUGCAACCUUCUCGUGGCGUGAUGAGGAGGAAGACCAUCAAGUUGAGAACAUUGAAAAUCUCCUUAAUGCUGGCCACAAAUGGGAUGAGGCAAAAUGGGUGGGAGGUGAUGAUGAGUGCCCAAAGCAAAUACGACCUGAAGAGACAGUUACAGGUGGAUGUCAAAAGAGGAAACGAGGGGAAACAACAACAAUGUCAAAUAAGAAACCAAAGACAACAAUGGCAGAUAAUGUGGCAGUGGGUGAUACGCCCAAUGUUGAUGAAGCUUUUGAUGAUGAGCGAUUUGAAAGGUAUGCGGUUGAACUCAGUCGGUUCUUCAGGAAGCAAGAAGCACUGCUUGUGGAAAUGAAUGAAAACAUGAAGAGCUUCGUCCGUACAGAGAUAAGAGCUGCACUUUUGGAGGUUAGAGGAAACGACUAUAGGGAACCUUCUGCUGGUUCUAAGAUGGGUUUAGAGAAGAAGUCAAAGCCAAAGUCAAACAUAAAAGUUUCAGAAUAUGAGUUCAUUACUAGUUAAGAAAAAAAGAAGAGUCAAGGUUCCUACCAUUGGAGUUGUUGACACUGCUAAGGAUGUUGGAAAUAUUCAUGGUUCGAAGGAUGAUUUACAUGGGGAGCAGUCUGUGAGUGGUGAUGACGUCAUUGGAUCCCAACUAAUGGAUGACAUCAAUUUUGAUACAACCCAUAGUCAUGUUGAUGGGUGCGAAGUCGAGAAUGACGAUUGUGACAUGGACCAACCAUGUCCGCAUGAUGCAGCUAAUAAUUUUGGAGAUCGGUUUUUCCGAGAUGAUCUCGGGGGUGAAGAUGUGAUGGUGAUUUUGCUGCAACUGAAUGCAUCACAAAAAUAUGUGGAGGCUGAUGAGCGGUGUAACGAAAUGGGUGGUGAUGAAGAAAACGUAAGAGCAUCUCCAUCUGUGGAUGUGGAAGCACUGCAGCAGGAAGGAGAAAUAGCGGACAGUUGUAACACUACCGAAAGACCGGUAGAUGAAACCACAAUGGACGUUCAACUCCAAGGCGAAGGGGACGCAAUACUUAAGGAAGCCGAAUCAGUCGAGGGUUAUAACAAAACCGAAGGACCUGUAGAAAAUGAAACUACAAUUGAAGGUCAACUCCAAGGCGAAGGGGACGCAAUACUUAAGGAAGCCGAACCAGUCGAGGAUUGUAACAAACCCCAAGGACCUGUAGAAAAUGAAACUACAGGUCCACCAGAUAACAGUUCAGGGAUGGACGUGAUUCCCAGUGCGCCAGAUAAAUUGGUUACUCGGUCAGUUAUUAUUGUCGAUGAAUCAGCCCAGGAAGAAACGAUGCUGAUCACGCUACCUGAGAAGCAACUCUCACUUCCCAUUAUGGUAAAAGCUGGAUCUGUUUCAUACGACCCGAUGGAAGAUGUUGAUAAUGGUAAAUUCGCCAUAUUCACCGAGUUGAUAAAAGGAGAUGAUGUGAUACACAACCUCUUCGGAUUGUGCAAGGCAAAUAACCUCUUCUUCUCCAAUCUUAUAUUGCCUCAACAGUGGGUCAACAGUCUGGUAAUUAUGUUAUUUUACGUACACGAAAUUUGGUACACUAAAACAAUACGUACAUUGUUUGCUACUUGAUUGAACAUAAUGUACGUACAUUAAGUUUUCUUUAACUACAUCUGCAACACAUGGAAAUGAUUGCCUUAAUGUUGUGGCACAAGAACGGACAACACAUGAUCAAACGAAAGAGCGUCAUUAUCGACUCCGUUCUCUUUUACGAGCUGACACGACGUUUCCAUGCCUUCUCCAACACCAAGAAGAAAGAGAAUUUGUAUGGGAAAAAGUCCUCAUUGACAUCGUCAAUGAAGAAGGGAUGCACCACGAACCAAGGCUGCAGUGGCUUACAGAUGUUGAUGUCAUAUAUGCUCUAAUGAACUGGAAACUAGAGCAUUGGGUUGGAGUGGCCAUACUUCUUAAAACGAAGAUUGUAUACAUUUAUGAUCUGUUGCUGAGUGGGACGAGAGAUCCUGCUGUGAAGACCCGGAUGCAGCCAGUGAUUGAGAUGAUACCGUUCCUACUUCACUUAGUAAUUGACAUCAAUUACUCUCUCGCUCCAUUUAUCUAUUCCAGGAUCAAGCCUUUAGCUCAAAUCGAUAGGAAUGGAGAUUGUGGACCUUUUGCUAUGAAGUUCUUAGAACUGUUGAUCAUGGGUAAUCUGAUGGCGGACUACUUGACAAUCAACGAAAAAGAUGUUGACAAUUUACAAAAAAAGUACGCGAUGGACGUCUACGAGCAUGGUGUUGGCCCAAUUAAUUAAGUAUGCAAUAUAUUUGUUGUAUUUAUUAAUUUCCGAAAUUGUAUGCUAGGGAUGAUUACUUUGACUUCAAUU
Molecule: messenger RNA, 3585 nt
Organism: Camelina sativa (false flax)
Lineage: Eukaryota; Viridiplantae; Streptophyta; Magnoliopsida; Brassicales; Brassicaceae
Source: RefSeq, a predicted model, not a curated record